AUGAAUGAUCUCGUGCACUUGCCUCGUCCUCGAUUAAACGGCGCCCCCUCGGCGAAGCUGGCCACAGGCUCGUGCGGGGCACGCCGACUGGGACGGGCUGGGUUUUAUGUCGGUACAUCCCCACCCGCGUUUUCCUGCCAGAUUCUAGAGGACCCACCUGGCAACUCCUUUCGCAAAGGAUUCGAACGUCGAAGCCCGAAACCGUCCGAGAAGGCCACGUGGAUCAGAGUCAGGGCUGACUUAGCAUGCCACUGGGACGCCUAUCAGGACCUCGAACGAGCCCUCGCCCGGGUGCGACGGUGUUUGCGGACCCACCGGAAUCUGCAAAUUCGAAUCCGGCUGCCGUACUUGGUAUCAUUUGGCGCGAUUGCGGUGUCGAUUUUUGGAUUUAAACGAUGGAUGCAUUGGAGCGUCGGAGAAUGGAGUGCAUUGAAGCGGGCGCUUGCGACGCACGCUGUUGUUUCUGAGCAGGUUGGUGGAGCUGGCGAGAUAGUUUGUCUCUAAUCAAUAAGAGUAUAAGGGUGUAUUGCAAAGUUGUACCAAUAAAAAGGAAGCGUCUUUGAAAGGUGGCGAUGGAGAGUAUUAGUUCCGAAGGUGAUGCAGUGAUAGAUGGGCUGGGGCCAGAUGAUGAGAUGAUUGGGAACAACUCUUCUAACCUUCACAAGCGUAAACCGGACAGUGGACUGGGGCCUGAUGGAGGAGCUAGCGGAGGAGCGACCCCUGUUGCAAUCCCGAAAAGUCUGGGAUACCGCCGUGGCUCUUGCCGUAUCGUACCGAUGGUCAAUUCGCUGAGGUAUGCCGAUCUUUCUGAAAAGCAAAAGGAAGAGAUAAAAUUCCCGCCACGGACAUUUGAUUAUCUGCGAGAUGACAUAAGACAAAACAUUAUUGACUUGAUCAACUUCAAGAUCUUGAAACAGAAGACUGAUGAAGUCAACAGAGUCUCAUGAUGUCACAAGUUAGGAAUUAACUGCAAUAGUCAGAACGUUAUAGGUGGUUUAACGCUAUCAUUCUCAGUGUACCGAGGUUGUUUCUGAGGUACAAAGCCGGUCCAAAAUAAAUUUCUUAUCAAAUAUUGCUAGGAUCAGUGAACCCCCUGUUUAGCAACUUGAUAAACUUCAAGGAUGCUGGAGUCGAGGAAUCCUGCUGGUUGUGCACAUCCCCUGACAGAAUUGGAGCAUGUUGAAAUUGAACUUCAAAUGAUUUCUGUCGGUGCA
Physcomitrium patens is the source of this 1214-nucleotide messenger RNA. RefSeq lists its product as uncharacterized. The record is from RefSeq and is a predicted model, not a curated record. NCBI's taxonomy places the organism in Eukaryota, Viridiplantae, Streptophyta, Bryopsida, Funariales, Funariaceae.